Messenger RNA from Salvia hispanica, 629 nucleotides. NCBI's taxonomy places the organism in Eukaryota, Viridiplantae, Streptophyta, Magnoliopsida, Lamiales, Lamiaceae. The record is from RefSeq and is a predicted model, not a curated record.
CCAAAUUUCUCAUCCAACCCCAUAAACACACACACACUCUACUUCAAACCACAACACAAUACCAAAAAAAUGAACACCAAAACAGCAUGCCUAGCAAUUCUUGCACUAGCAACGCUAGUCCUUGCCCAAGUGGAGGUGUCCACAGCCGUGACCUGCAACCCCCUGCAGCUGAGCCCCUGCGCGGCCGCGAUCACUUCAUCGGGGAAGCCCAGCGGCACCUGCUGCGCCAAGCUCAAGGAGCAGAGGCCGUGCCUGUGCCAGUACAUGAGGAAUCCCAAUCUACAGAAGUUUAUCAAGUCUCCUGGUGCAAAGAGAGUCUCUAGUGCUUGCCGCAUUCCCUAUCCUAAAUGCUAAAUCACAACUAUUUCUAUUGUUCUUCAAGUGUGACAUGUUUUUAAUUACGUCCUCCUACUUAUUAGUGUGGCAUGCUUUAAUUACGUACUACUUAUAGUUUAUAGCUAGUUCUCAUCUAUAUAGAUGUUUAUUUCUAUGAUGAUGAUGAGACGUGAGUGUAAUGUGUUACUUGAGAUGUACUAGUGUUAAUGCCAUAUUUCCUGCUUCGACCUUUGGUUUGUUUGCUGGAUUUUACUCUCGUUUGUUAUGGGAAGCUUUUUAAAAUUUUCUUUGAA